GUGCUUGUGAACGCGGAGCGCGCGAGGGGCCGCUGCCACCAUGCCCGGGGGCGUGGGCGCCGUCCGGCUCUGCCUGCUGGCGCUCGCCCUGCCGGGGUGGACCAGAAGAGGAAAUGGGGAAGGCAGCCCCCAGCUACAGCAUGAACGAAUAAUACCUCAGUGGAAGACUGCAGAAAGCCCCACCAAAGAAAAGCAUCCACACAGAGCUGAGCUCAGGAUAAAGGCCGAGGGGCGAGAAUUCAUCUUGGACCUCGAGAAGAAUGAGUACCUUUUUGCUCCAGCCUACACGGAAACCCAUUACACUCCAAGUGGCAGCCCUCAGACCACCAGGCUGAAAUCUGAGGACCACUGCUUUUACCACGGGACGGUGAGGAAGGCCGAGCAGUCCAGUGUGACACUCAGCACGUGCCGGGGAAUGAGGGGACUGAUUGUGGUGAGCAGUAACCUCAGCUACAUCAUCGAGCCCCUGCCUGACAGCGAGGGCCACCACCUUAUUUACAGAUCUGAACAUCUCAAGCUACCCCUGGGGAACUGUGGGGCCGAGCACUCCAAGUCCACCCCCGGGGACUGGGUCCUUCAUUUCACCAACCAGACCAAGAAACGACCUCGCAGGAUGAAAAGGGAAGAUUUACACUCCAUGAAGUAUGUGGAGCUUUACCUCGUGGCUGAUUAUGCAGAGUUUCAGAAGAAUCGACGAGACCAGGAUGCCACCAAACACAAGCUGAUGGAGAUCGCCAAUUACGUUGAUAAGUUUUACCGAUCCUUGAACAUCCGGAUUGCGCUCGUGGGCUUGGAAGUCUGGACGCAUGGGAAUAUGUGUGAAGUUUCGGAGAACCCCUACUCUACUCUCUGGUCAUUUCUCAGUUGGAGGCGCAAGCUGCUCACUCAGAAGAACCAUGACAACGCCCAGUUAAUCACGGGCAUGUCUUUCCACGGCACCACCAUCGGGCUGGCCCCCCUCAUGGCCAUGUGCUCCGUGUACCAGUCUGGAGGAGUCAACAUGGACCACUCUGAGAAUGCCAUUGGCGUGGCUGCCACCAUGGCCCACGAGAUGGGCCACAACUUUGGCAUGAGCCAUGAUUCUGCGGAUUGCUGCUCAGCCAGCGCGGCUGAUGGCGGGUGCAUCAUGGCAGCUGCCACCGGGCAUCCCUUUCCAAGAGUGUUCAAUGGCUGCAACAGGAAGGAGCUGGACAGGUAUCUGCAGUCAGGCGGUGGGAUGUGUCUCUCCAAUAUGCCAGACACCAGGACGCUGUAUGGAGGCCGGAGGUGUGGGAAUGGGUACCUGGAAGAUGGGGAAGAAUGUGACUGUGGGGAGGAAGAGGAAUGUAAAAACCCGUGCUGCAAUGCCUCAAAUUGCACCCUGAGGGAAGGAGCUGAGUGUGCCCACGGCGCCUGCUGUCACCGGUGUAAGCUGCUGGCACCUGGGACCCUGUGCCGUGAGCAGGCACGGCAGUGCGACCUCCCAGAAUUCUGCACGGGCAAGUCUCCGCAUUGCCCCACCAACUUCUACCAGAUGGACGGCACUCCCUGUGAGGGCGGCCAGGCCUACUGCUACAAUGGCAUGUGCCUCACCUACCAGGAGCAAUGCCAGCAGCUGUGGGGGCCUGGAGCCCGGCCUGCUCCUGAUCUCUGCUUCGAGAAGGUGAAUGUGGCAGGAGACACCUUUGGAAACUGUGGAAAAGACAUUAAUGGGGAACACAGAAAGUGCAACAUGAGAGAUGCCAAGUGUGGGAAGAUCCAGUGUCAGAGUUCUGAGGCUCGGCCGCUGGAGUCUAACGCAGUGCCCAUCGAUACCACCAUCAUCUUGAAUGGGAGGCAGAUCCGGUGCCGGGGCACCCAUGUCUACCGUGGUCCCGAGGAGGAGGGUGACAUGCUGGACCCAGGGCUGGUGAUGACUGGGACCAAGUGUGGCUACAACCAUAUUUGCUUCGAGGGGCAGUGCAGGAACACCUCCUUCUUUGAAACGGAAGGCUGCGGGAAGAAGUGUAAUGGCCACGGGGUCUGCAACAACAACCAGAACUGCCACUGCUUCCCGGGCUGGGCCCCGCCCUUCUGCAACACGCCGGGCCAGGGGGGUAGCAUCGACAGCGGGCCCAUGCCCCUCGACAGUGUUGGUCCUGUGAUAGCUGGAGUGUUCACGUCCUUGUUCAUGCUGGCGGUCCUUUUGCUGAUCUACUACUGCUGUAAACAGAACAACAAACUGGGCCAACUCAAGCCCUUAGCCCUCCCUUUGAAACUGAGGCAACAGUUCAGUUGUCCCUUCAGGAUGUCUCAGAACAGUGGAACUGGCCACGCCAACCCAACGUUUAAGUUGCAGACGCCCCAGGGCAAGCGAAAGGUGACCAACACCCCCGAGACCCUGCGGAAGCCCUCCCAGCCUCCUCCUCGGCCCCCUCCCGACUACCUGCAUGGUGGCUCCCCACCUGUGCCAUUGCUGACGCCACUCAGCAGGACCGCCAGGAGCUCCCCGGGGGCUGGGUCUCAAGUAGAGCGGAAGGAGUCAUCCAGGGGGCCUCCUCCAAGCCGGCCUGUCCCCCCGGCCCCAAACUGCAUCCUCUCCCAGGAUUUCUCCAGGCCGCGGCCACCGCAGAAGGCCCUCCCAGCAAACCCAGUGCCAGGCCGCAAAAGCCUCCCUCGGCCAGGCGGUGCAUCCAUCCUGCAGCCCACUGCCACUACCCCUCUUCAGCCCCGGCCUCUGGGAGCACCUGUCCCAAAGUUUCCUGAAUACAGAUCGCAGAGGGCUGGGGGGAUGAUCGGCUCGAAGACCUAGACCCCUCUGAAGGAGCUUCUGCCUUUCCUUGAGGACUCUGAACCCCCCCAGAGGAUCCUGGCCAUGGAGUCUGGAACAAGCAUGUCUGGCCGCUUCCAAGUCCUUCCUCCUCUCUUUCCAUCCUCCCAGAACCACUGCAUCUCCGGAAAUCUCCUUCUUGACUCAGUGCCUCCUUAGCUUCCUGGGAGGCCCAGAGAGACUACUAUCCGAUGUCAUCAAAGCGUUGUUUUGUGCAAUAUACUGCCCUGGGGAAGGGAGGAGAGAGCACUGAAGAGGAUGAAUGGCGGCUUCUUCUCCAACCUCCCUCCUGCUGGCCCAUCACCUCAGAGGUGCCAGUGGGGAUGGUCUGGGCUGUCGGAGCUUGUAAGCUCAGCUGGGAAAGGUCCUGUUCAGCCCUUCGGCCCAGGGCUUGGGUUGGAGAAGCCAUCCAUGCCUCAGAGCUUUCCACGGCUUCUGUCUUCCUUGAAAGUCCCAAGCUAGACAGAGGCCGGAUGCUUACUCAUCCCUUUUAGCUCUGAGAUUGAGAAGGGUCAAACCAGCUUCCAUCGCGGCCCUGCCCAGGGCUUGGUUGAGGUCACCACUCCUGGGUCUGUGCCACAUGUGACCAAGAGAAGUCCCCUCCCCUCCCCCCUCUCCCCGAAAGCCCCACCUCCCCUUACUUACACGGGUCCCCCUGACUCUGACAGGUACUACUUGUGGGCAGUGUAGACAGCAGAGGGAGCACCAGGCUUGGGCCUCCUCUGAGCCAACGCCAAAGGUUGUGGCUCUCAACUCGGAAUCAUUCUUGGUUGCCUUUUCUUUUCUUCUCUUUCCAAGUGCUCGGCACUUUUGAUUUCUCCUUCAGAAAUUUCUUCCCAGCUCUGACCUACCUGAUGUGUGGUGAGUGGGCCUUCAGCACUUCAGCCUCUUGGAGACCUGGUGCUCGCAACCUACAAGCGAGGAGCCUGCCUCAAGGGUUGGCCACUGGAUUUGCCAUGUGGUUCUCAAGAGUGUCUCAAGAGCGUCGAAGCUUUAUUUGCCAUUGUGUUUUGUGGCCUUGGUAGGGUGAAGUUCUUACCCUCUACUCCCUGAUGGAAAUCUAAGGUAGGUCCUCAGGGAUGGAUGGCAGCAAAGGGGCCACGCCCCAGCCUGUCCCUAGGCCUAGUCAUUUAUUUGAGGCAUGAUCAUUGCCCUCUGAGCAGAGAGCUGACCUGUCUCUAGAGAUCUGUAGAGAAGCAGCCAACAGUCUUGAUGGAACAGAAUCGGAGCUGGGAACACCAGGAUUUUUAUCAUCCACUUCCUUGUGUUCUUUCCUCUGGUCACUGCCCUUAUCUGACCUUUACAGAAAGAACUUGGAGCAGCUGGGGAAAUGGCACUCCAAUGGGUACUACCCCCCCCACCAACCCCCCCAGCCCCGGUGCAGGGAAGGAAGGCUAUGUGGUGCUCUGCUAAAGUGGACGACUCGUCACUGGAGAUGUUCUCUGGUGACGGCCUCCCACCCCCAGAAGGGUGCUGUGCUGUCCCCACCUCCUGCAGUGAGCCGUUGUUCACUCUUGAAAACCUCAAAGCAAGGAAGAAGCUUGAGCUUUCACUCCCAACCACCAACCCAGGGCCCCCUUACAGUUCUCUGCAUACAACAGGUGCUCAAUAGAUGUUCUCGGGUUUUGGACAAGUGGGAGAUUUGGCAUACGCACCUGGGAACACACAUGGGGUGGAUUUAGAAAGAUCUCAGAAAAAUGAGGUUCUUUUCCCUCAGGUAGACUGUUACUCAUGCCUCCAUCUCCCAGACUUGGGCCCUGGUUGAUCCCCAGAGCCAGUUUCCACCUUCCUUGCUGCCUGAUUAGGUCAGGGGACAGCCUUCUGUGUAAUUGUGUAACUUCAAAUGCCCCAGGCCUCAGGGUUGGGUCCCUCAAAAGUAAAGGUGAAAACACCUUGGCCAAAAAAAAAAAAAAAAAAAAAAAAAAAAAAA
Messenger RNA from Enhydra lutris kenyoni (northern sea otter), 4718 nucleotides. RefSeq names its product ADAM metallopeptidase domain 19. Gene Ontology annotation, molecular function: metalloendopeptidase activity. NCBI's taxonomy places the organism in Eukaryota, Metazoa, Chordata, Mammalia, Carnivora, Mustelidae. The coding region runs from base 41 to 2770 and encodes 909 amino acids. The record is from RefSeq and is a predicted model, not a curated record. Gene Ontology annotation, biological process: membrane protein ectodomain proteolysis. The transcript has 23 exons.